AUGAACAAUCUGCACUAUGCGAGCGACGAAGAAGCAGAUGAGAAUCUGCAGUAUCAGUAUGAGAGGGAUGAAGAAGCAGAUGAUGAGGUAGGGGGAGAUUAUCCAGUAGAUUACGAUGUCGAUGAGUAUGGUGAGACUCUGCGGGAGAAAAAUCAUACUCUUAUGAAUGAAGAAGAAAUUGCCAAACUUGAGGAGGACUAUAUUACAAAAGUGUCGACUGUCCUUUCUAUAUCUGUUUCUUAUGCAUGCUUGCUACUCCCUCACUUUAAUUGGAGGGUUAAUGAUCUACAGGAUGAAUGGUUUGCUGAUGAGGAUAAAGUUCGAGACAGGGUAGGCUUGUUGAAGAAGCCAGUAGUCGACCAUAGUGCCGCCGGAGAUCUGAAACCAACUUGUGGAAUAUGUUUUGAUGAGUACGACUAUUCAUCCACCGGUAGUGUUAGCAGUAUUUUGACAGCCUCUUGUGGCCAUCCUUACUGUCGUGAUUGCUUGGCAGGUUAUAUCAGCACAUCGAUCAAUGACCGUGGUCCUGCCUGUUUGAUGCUCAGGUGUCCUGAACCGAAAUGCAGCGCUGCAAUUGGUCCGGAUUUAAUCCAAAAUGUGUUGCUGAUGUCAGAGAAGAAGGAAAAGGACUUGUAUGACAAGUACAAGCGCUACCUGUUAAGAUCUUAUGUCGAAAAUCACAAGAAGAUCAAAUGGUGUCCUGCUCCUAACUGCGAGUACGCCAUUCAUUUUGAUGGUGUGGGGGAAAUGGUGUCAUAUGAUGUAUCGUGUGCUUGUUCUCGUAAAUAUUGUUGGAAUUGCACAGAGGAGAGUCAUCGUCCUGUGGACUGCAAGACUGUUAAGAAAUGGCUUUUGAAAAACCAGGAUGAUUCUCAGAAUGGGAAGUGGAUAAUGGUCAAUACAAAGCCUUGUCCCAAGUGCAACAGAUCAAUUGAAAAGAACUUAGGGUGUAAUCAUAUGACCUGCAGAGCCCCUUGUCGGUAUGAAUUUUGCUGGUACUGUCUCGGUCCAAUCAGAUCAGGUUGCCAUUGCAAUGGAUUUUCUAGAGUUAAAUCUGAUAAGGUGAACGUAGCUGAGAUUGAUAGAAGGAAAGCAAAGAGAGACUUAGAGAGAUACAUUCAUUACUAUGAGCGCUGGGCAAACAAUGAAAGAUCAAAGAUAAAAGCUAUAGAGGAUUUCGAGAAGGUUAAAACAUUGCACAUUGGAAAACUUGGAGACCUACAAGAGAAUACAGUAGAGCAUUUAUAUAAUUUCAUUAUAGAUGCUUGGCAACAGAUAAUUGAGUGCAGGCAGGUACUGCGGUGGACAUUUGUCUAUGGCUAUUACUUGAGUGAGGAGGAAGAGCAGACUAAGCAGGAUUUUUUCGAGUGGUUGCAAGGUCAUGCUGAAUACAGCCUCGAGCAGCUUCACAACUGUGCUGAGACUGAACUGCAUUCGUUUCUGGACUCGCCUAAUGACAUCAAGGACUCCAAAUUCAUAAACUUCAAGAGAAAUCUUACAAGCUUAACAAAGGUGACCGGGAAUUACUUUAACAAGCUGGCUAGAGCGUUGGAGGAGGGACUUCCAGAGGUAAUGAUCGCAUCAGGAACAAAAAACAGAAAGCGCCUUCCAGAGACUGAGAUUGAAUCAGGAACAAAGAAAAAAAUGCGCCAGGAUGGGACCGCUUCUUCCAGCACUAACACAAGUCAUGACUACGAGGAGGAUAGUUGGUCUUGUCCGGAUUGUACCUAUGUAAAUCCAGAAACUACCCGCAAGUGUCUGAUGUGUUCUCCGGAUUGGUUUUGUGGUAGCUGUACCUAUCGAAAUCCAGCUUCUUCAGUGAGGUGUGAGAUGUGCAAUAAUGCUGAAACUUGA
This is a messenger RNA of Fragaria vesca subsp. vesca, 1854 nucleotides long. Its product is annotated as probable E3 ubiquitin-protein ligase ARI8-like. Gene Ontology annotation, cellular component: ubiquitin ligase complex; cytoplasm. Gene Ontology annotation, biological process: positive regulation of proteasomal ubiquitin-dependent protein catabolic process; protein polyubiquitination; ubiquitin-dependent protein catabolic process. The record is from RefSeq and is a predicted model, not a curated record. Bases 1 to 1854 code for a protein of 617 amino acids. Gene Ontology annotation, molecular function: zinc ion binding; ubiquitin protein ligase activity; ubiquitin conjugating enzyme binding. The transcript has a single exon. NCBI's taxonomy places the organism in Eukaryota, Viridiplantae, Streptophyta, Magnoliopsida, Rosales, Rosaceae.